CUCUUCAGCCAGAUGCUGGACCCCGAGUCCCAGAGGAAGAGGACAGUGCAGAAUGUGCUGGACCUUCGGCAGAACCUGGAGGAGACCAUGUCCAGCUUGAGGGGCUCUCAGGUGUCUCACAGCUCCCUGGAGAUGACCUGCUACGACAGCGACGAAGCCAACCCCCGGAGCGUCUCCAGCCUCUCCAACCGCUCCUCCCCGCUGUCCUGGCGCUAUGGGCAGUCGAGCCCGCGCCUGCAGGCGGGGGACGCGCCGUCGGUCGGGGGGACGUGCCGCUCCGAGGGCACCCCCAGCUGGUACAUGCACGGGGAGCGGGCGCACUACUCGCACACCAUGCCCAUGCGCAGCCCCAGCAAGCUGAGCCACAUCUCCCGCCUGGAGCUGGUCGAGGCGCUGGACACCGACGAUGUGGAGCUGAAGUCGGGGUACAUGAGCGACAGCGACCUCAUGGGGAAGACGCUGACGGAGGAUGACGACAUCACCACGGGCUGGGAUGAGAGCAGCUCCAUCAGUAGCGGCCUCAGCGAUGCCUCUGACAACCUCAGCUCAGAGGAGUUCAACGCCAGCUCCUCGCUCAACUCCCUGCCCUCCACCCCCACCACCUCACGCAGGAACUCGGCCAUAGCGCUGCGCACAGACUCGGAGAAGCGCUCGCUGGUGGAGAGUGGGCUGAGCUGGUACGGUGAGGGUGAGGAGAAGGCGCCCAAGAAGCUGGACUACGACAGCAGUAGCCUCAAGAUGGAGCAUGGCUCCUCCAAGUGGCGGCGGGAGCCCUCGGAUGGCGGUGAGGAGGGGCCCAAGGGCGGUGAGCUGAAGAAGCCUGUCAGUCUGGGCACCCCGGGCUCCCUCAAGAAGGGCAAGACCCCUCCAGUGGCUGUGACCUCCCCCAUCACUCAUACAGCCCAGAGCACCCUCAAAGUGGCAGGCAAGCCCGAGACCAAAGCCACUGACAAGAGCAAGCUGUCUGUGAAGAGCACGGGCCUGCAGCGCUCCUCCUCCGAUGCCGGCCGGGACCGCACCGCUGAUGCCAAGAAGCCCCCGUCGGGGCUCACGCGCCCCUCGUCCUCCAGCUCCUUUGGCUACAAGAAACCAGCCCCUGCCACCGGCACUGCCACUGUCAUGCAGGCUGGGGGCUCAGCCACACUCGGCAAGAUCCAGAAGAGCUCUGGCAUCCCCGUCAAGCCAGUCAGUGGGAGGAAAACAAGCCUGGAUGUCUCCAACGCAGCUGAGCCUGGGUUCCUGGCCCCAGGGGCUCGCACUAACAUCCAGUACCGCAGCCUGCCCCGGCCCGCCAAGUCCAGCUCCAUGAGCGUGACUGGUGGCCGCAGCGCAGCCCGGCCGGUCAGCAGCAGCAUAGACCCCAGCAUGCUGAGCACCAAGCAGGGCAGCAUCUCGGUGUCACGGCUCAAGGAGCCGUCCAAGAUCAGCGCUGGCCGUGGGACACCGGCCCCUGUGAACCAGACGGACCGCGAGAAGGAGAAGGCCAAGGCCAAGGCAGUGGCACUUGACUCUGAGUGCGGGACACUGAAGAGUGUCAGCUCACCUGAGAGCACUCCGAAAGCCCAGGCCAACCUCCCGCCAGUGGCCAAGGUGGCUGAGCUGCCCUCCACACCUCUUAGAACGGCUGCCAAGACCUAUGCGAAGCCUCCCACCCUGGCCAACUUGGACAAAGUCAACUCCAACAGCCUAGACUUGCCCUCCUCCAGCGAGCUGCACCCCCCUCACACUGCCAAGCUCCAGGACCUGCACCCAACUGGCGGGCACCUGGCACCCUGCUUCAGCCCCAGCCCUGCCCCCAUCCUCAACAUUAACUCAGCCAGCUUCUCUCAGGGCCUGGAGCUCAUGGGCGGCUUCAGCGUCCCCAAGGAGGGCAGGAUGUACCCCAAGCUCUCUGGCCUGCACCGCAGCAUGGAGUCCCUGCAGAUGCCCAUGAGCCUGCCCAGUGCCUUUUCAGGGGGCAGCACCACCACCACCACCCCUGCUGCUGCACCCCCUGCCAGCACGGAGGAGGAGGAGGAGGAGGACGAGGCACGUAAGCUGGGCGGAGGCGGAAGCCCCCGCCUCACGCAUCUGGACAGUGUCAACCGCGACAGGAACACCCUGCCCAAGAAAGGGUUGAGGUACCAGCUGCACUCCCAGGAGGAGGCCAAGGAGCGACGCCACUCGCACGCCAUCAGUGGGCUCCCAGAGUCGGACGAGCAGCAGGACCUGCCCUCGCCCCCUGCCCUCCCCAUGGCGCUGGUUGGGAAAGGUCCACUCACCAGCAUUGUGAGCCCCACUGCCACCGCAGCCCCGCGGAUCACCCGCUCCAACAGCAUCCCCACCCACGACUCCACCUUCGAGCUGUACAGCACCUCCCAGAUGGGCAGCACCCUCUCCCUGGCCGACAAGCCCAAAGGCAUGAUCCGCUCGGGCUCUUUCCGGGACCCUGUGGACGAUGUUCACGGAUCGGUGCUGUCCCUGGCCUCCAGCGCAUCCUCCACUUACUCCUCCGCUGAGGAGAAGAUGCAGUCUGAGCAAAUCCGGAAGCUGCGCCGUGAGCUGGAGUCCUCGCAGGAGAAGGUGGCCACACUGACGUCCCAGCUGUCUGCUAACGCCAACCUGGUAGCAGCCUUUGAGCAGAGCCUGGUUAGCAUGACAUCCCGCCUGCGGCACCUGGCUGAGACUGCUGAGGAGAAGGACACGGAGCUGUUGGACCUGCGAGAGACCAUUGACUUCCUGAAGAAGAAGAACUCGGAGGCCCAAGCUGUGAUCCAGGGUGCCCUGAAUGGCACUGAUGUCACCCCCAAAGAGCUGCGCAUCAAGCGGCAGAACUCCUCUGACAGCAUCUCCAGUCUCAACAGCAUCACCAGCCACUCCAGCAUCGGCAGCAGCAAGGAUGCCGACGCCAAGAAGAAGAAGAAGAAGAGCUGGCUACGCAGCUCCUUCAACAAGGCUUUCAGCAUCAAAAAAGGCCCCAAAUCGGCCUCAUCCUACUCAGACAUCGAGGAGAUUGCCACGCCAGACUCGUCGGCCCCCUCCUCCCCCAAGCUGCAGCAUGGCUCUACAGAGACUGCCUCGCCCUCCAUCAAAUCCUCCACCUCCUCCUCUGUGGGCAUUGAUACAACUGAGCUCUUCCAGGCCCACAAUGAGGGCGAGCCGGAGAAGAAGGAGGUGUCUGAGCUGCGGUCAGAGCUGUGGGAGAAGGAGAUGAAGCUGACAGACAUCCGCCUGGAAGCCCUCAACUCGGCCCACCAGCUGGAGCAGCUGCGAGAGACCAUGCACAACAUGCAGCUGGAGGUGGAUCUCCUGAAGGCCGAGAACGACCGUCUCAAGGUGGCCCCGGGGCCCUCAGCAGUGCCAGGCUCUGUUCCCAGCCAUAUCACAAGCACAUCAACCUCCUCUUCACCGCGGCGCUCCCUGGGUCUCACCCUUGGCCAUGCCUUCAGCCCCAGCCUGGCUGAUGCAGACGUGUCCCCCAUGGACGCUGUCAGCGCUGGCACCCAGAAGGACGAGCUGACGCUGCGGAUUGUGGUGCGCAUGCCACCCCAACACAUCAUCAAGGGGGACCUCAAGCAGCAGGAGUUUUUCCUGGGCUGGACCAAGGUGAGCGGGAAGGUGGACUGGAAGAUGCUGGAUGAGGCUGUCUGCCAGGUCUUCAAGGAUUACAUCACCAAGAUGGAUCCUGCAUCCACGCUGGGGCUCAGCACCGAGUCUGUCUAUGGUUACAGCAUCAGCCACAUCAAGCGGGUGCUGGACACGGAGCCGCCAGAGCUGCCACUGUGCCGCCGGGGCCUGACCAGCGUCGUGGUGACACUCAAAGGCUUGAAGGAGAAGUGUGUGGACAGCCUGGUGUUCGAGACACUUAUCCCCAAGCCCAUGAUGCAGCACUACAUCAGCCUCCUGCUGAAGCACCGCCGCCUCAUCCUCUCGGGACCCAGUGGCACCGGCAAGACCUACCUGACCAACCGCCUGGCUGAGUACCUGGUGGAGCGCUCGGGUCGGGAUGUCACCGAGGGCAUCGUCAGCACCUUCAACAUGCACCAGCAGUCCUGCAAGGACCUGCAGCUGUACCUGUCCAACCUGGCCAACCAGAUCGACCGGGAGACAGGCACGGCGGAUGUGCCGCUGGUGAUCCUCCUGGACGACCUCAGCGAGGCGGGCUCCAUCAGCGAGCUGGUCAACGGCGCACUCACCUGCAAGUACCACAAAUGCCCAUACAUCAUCGGGACCACCAACCAGCCUGUGAAGAUGACCCCCAACCACGGCCUCCAUCUCAGCUUCAGGAUGCUGACCUUCUCCAACAAUGUGGAGCCAGCCAACGGCUUCCUGGUGCGCUACCUGCGGCGGAAGCUGCUGGAGUCAGACACAGACAUCAACGCCAACAAGGAGGAGCUGCUGCGGGUGCUGGACUGGGUGCCCAAACUCUGGUACCACUUGCACACCUUCCUGGAGAAACACAGCACGUCUGAUUUCCUCAUUGGUCCCUGCUUCUUUCUGUCCUGCCCCAUUGGAAUUGAGGAUUUCCGGACCUGGUUCAUCGACCUGUGGAACAAUUCCAUCAUCCCUUACCUGCAGGAGGGGGCAAAAGAUGGCCUCAAGGUUCAUGGGCAGAAGGCGGCCUGGGAGGACCCCGUGGAGUGGGUGCGGGACACCCUGCCCUGGCCGUCAGCACAGCAGGACCAGUCCAAGCUGUACCACCUGCCCCCCCCCACCAUCGGGCCCCACAGCGCCGUGUCCCCCCCUGAGGAGCGCACGGUCAAGGACACGACGCCCAGCUCCCUGGACUCGGACCCACUGAUGGCCAUGCUGCUCAAGCUCCAGGAAGCCGCCAACUACAUCGAGUCUCCAGACCGUGAGACCAUGGUGGACCCUGACCUGCAGUCGACUCUGUGAGGCCCGGACAUGCCAGCCCAGGCAGAGGGGAGCUGCCACCCACUGCUCCUGCUGGGCUGCUCUUCUUUUCCUUUGGCAUCAAGGAGCGCGGGGCUGGCGAGCGAGCAGAAAGGAGCAGGGCUCCGGUGUGUCCUGGCAGAGCGUGGGGAAACUCGGCUCAUCCACGGGAGAGCACGAGGUGCCAUCUCCCCUCCCGACUCUGGGGGUAGGAGAAUCCUGGUUUCUCUUCAUGGUUUUUUCUGUCUCUGUUAUAAACUCUCGGGCUUUGGGACCAAGGUGACCGCUGCGGCCGAGCCCCUGCUCCUGGGAGCCGCAGGAAGGCCCCGAGUGGGGCAGGGACCCUGCAGGAGCCACCUGGGCUGAAGCUGGGGGGCACAGGAGGAGUGUGUGGCUGCAGGAUGAGAGCGCAGGCACGAGGGGCUCUGGCUCCCUCUGCACCCACUGGGCAAAGCCAAGGGAGCCGCCGCUGCGGGAGCUCCUGCCUCACGCCGGCCGAGGGGAGUGCGGCUCUCACUGCUGCCUGUACGCUCCCCGUUUCACCCACAUGGCAGCCCCUGCGCCCAGGACAGCCCAAUAAACCGUGCUUCGGUUAUUUUAUUUUGUUUCCCCCUUCCCCUUUUCCUUUGGCCAAGUCCAGACUUUGCUUUGGUCCCUUUUUUGUUCUGGUUCUUCGCUCUCCUGGCCUGGAGCUUGUGGCCUGGUGCCCUCCGCUUCCCUGGCAGCAGCGCCCUUCCCCUUUGGUUUCUUUUGCAGCUGUUGGUUUCACCACUCAAACCACCUCUGUUACAAAACUGGUGCUCACUGGAUGAUCUCCAGUCCCCGAACCCACCUCCUGGGGCCACACAGCUUGGCUGAGGUGGGACUUGGAGGCUGGUGGCAGUGGGAUGCUCCCAGAGCAGCCCCUCACUGGGCCACUCCCCUCUCCCCAAAAGCACAGGACAAGGAGGCAGAGUUUCUGCCAGGGGCAUCUCCUCCCUGAGGUACCAGGGCAGGGGGAGGCUGCUGCUGCCCUAUCCCUGGGCACCUGGAUGCCAUCCCUGUCCCCUUAGUGCUGAGGAGCACAACCUGCCCCCCAUCCCCUCGGUGCUGCCAGGCCUGGGGGUGUGGAUUGAUGAGCCUGGGGUUGCUGCCUCUGCUGCCUGCUCCUCCCAGCCCUGUGCCCUCCUGCAGCCUGGCAGGGUCCUGCUGUGCCCCAUGUUGGUGCUCUGGGGACACCUGGGACUGCCAUGUGUCCCUCUGGCCUUACCCAGCAGUGUCACAGGCUAGGCUGCUGCAUGGAGUGGGUCAGCCCUGGUGCUGCUGUGGUGCCUUAAUCCCUGGCCAUGCGGAAAAGGGGCACGUGGAGCUUGGGAUAGUGCUGUCACAGCCUGCUCCAGCUCCAGUGUCCUCUGUCCCCACAACCAGCUUGGCUAGGAUGGGACAGGGGUGCUGGCACUCACCAAGCUGCUGGCUUGUCCCCAGCCAUGGUGUGGGGUGCCCUGCAGAUCAGCAUCCCCCUCCUGUGCCCACCUAGCCUAUGGGGGCCUCCUCCUUCCCUCCAGCUCAGCCCCCACCAUCAGCCGGGGCCCUGGAGAGACAUUUGGGGAAAGGUGACCCCAGGGCCAGGUCUACCAAGCCCACCCAGUCCUCAGACCCUGCCAGGCUGGGGACUGGGCAACCUCAGCCCCCUGUGCCGUGGCUGGUGGGGCCUUCAGGGACGCCUCACACCCCUCUGGAACGGCCGCCUCCCGCAGUGCCGUCAGAGGCAGCCACCACCUCUGCCCUCGGUGCUCUCGGGGCUCUUGGCCGGUGCUUUCCACCUCGCUGCCCCAUGGUGCUCACUCCUCCGUCUGUCCGACAGCCUCCCGCUGCCGCCGGGCCGGCCAGCCCGGCCCCUUCCCACGGGGAUCUCCCGGGAUCCCCUCCCCACGCUGGCUUGGGCAUUAGGGCUUUCUGUUUGCCUUCUCUUGUGUUGCCGCUGUCGGCCGAGGACUCACUGUACAUAGAUCUGUCGUGGAACGCCCUGUGUGGGUUGGGGGGGGCCCGGCCCUGCGCCUCGUCCCUGGUUUUGGGUUUCUUUUGUACUCUGUGAUGACUGUGCUGUGCUGACUUCUUUUCUGAUUGUACGAGACACUGGCUCAGCAGCUGCUCGAGGCCGGCAGUGGGGACCUGUCUGUCCCCUCCAACCCCUCCCGCCCUCCUCAGGGCUCUGGUGCCCGGGGUGGGAAGGAAAAGAUGCACCUUUGGGGGCUGCCCAGGUGCCCUGAGGAGUCCCAUGGCAGGAGGGGCAGCCUCGCCUGGGCUUGCUUUCUUUUCUGACACCCCCAGGGAGCCACCAAAACAUUGACUAGACUGUCCUCCCCCCAGCUGCUCGUUGUCCCCCAGCCUGUGUCCUGCAGGUUUGCCCUGUCCCUCCCCAGGUCAGGGCUGCCCCUGAUCCUGUCACCUCAGCCUGGGCAGUUGGAGGUGAGUGGCAAGUGGGAGUGUGAUCCAGGAGGAGUCUCCAAGGGAAGGGAAGCAGGUGGGCCCUGGGAUGGGCAUGGGCUGGGGAAACCAGGUCCUGAUGGAUUCCUCCUGGCUUACACCAAGCACCUCGUUUCCCCAAGCCUGGCAUCUGUCUGGGGACCAUCCCCUGGCUGUGGGCUGAGCCCCUCUGUCCCCAGGGAAUUGUCCAAGGAUUGCACUAACUCGUCCCCCUGCCACCUCCAAGGGUGUCCAUCACCCUUAAAGGAGCUUGUCACCCCCCAAGGGUGCCCGUUGUUCCCAAAGGUGGUACCUGCUGCCCCCAGUGGUGCCUGUCACCCCCAAGGGAGCUGGUCACCCCCAAAGGUGCCUGUUGUCCCCAAAGAUGCCUGCUGCCCCCAGGGGUGCCCAUCACCCCCCAAGGGUGCCUGCCACCUGCAAAGCUGCAGGUUGCCCCCAAAGUUGCCCGUCACCCCCCAAGGGUACCUCUCACCUCCAAAGGUGCCAGUUGCCCCCAAAGGUGCCCGUGGCCCCUGGGAGC
This is a messenger RNA of Manacus vitellinus (golden-collared manakin), 7858 nucleotides long. RefSeq names its product neuron navigator 1 (gene NAV1). Gene Ontology annotation, biological process: neurogenesis; nervous system development; neuron migration. The record is from RefSeq and is a predicted model, not a curated record. Gene Ontology annotation, cellular component: microtubule cytoskeleton; axon initial segment. Gene Ontology annotation, molecular function: ATP hydrolysis activity. Lineage: Eukaryota; Metazoa; Chordata; Aves; Passeriformes; Pipridae.